Phoenix dactylifera (date palm) is the source of this 1503-nucleotide messenger RNA. It is a transcript of the gene KUF1, whose product is annotated as KAR-UP F-box 1. Gene Ontology annotation, molecular function: protein binding. The record is from RefSeq and is a predicted model, not a curated record. NCBI's taxonomy places the organism in Eukaryota, Viridiplantae, Streptophyta, Magnoliopsida, Arecales, Arecaceae.
ACGUCGGAGGGCACCCUCCCUUUCCCUCCCCCCAUCCCAAUCCCGUCCCAUGCCCCACGCUCCACGCCCAGAUCAAAUGGACCACACGGCCUCCUCCAAGCGCCCCAAGUUUUCCUCCUCCUCCGCAACUGCCGCCGCCGGGAACCACCACCGACUCCUCCUCCGAGAAGGACAAGAAGAAGUAGAAGAAGAAGAGCAGCAGAACCUGCUGCCCGGGCUGCCCGACCACCUGGCCCAGCUGUGCCUGGCUCUCGUCCCGCCGCCCCUCCUCUACUCCGUCUGCCGCUCCUGGCGCCGCCUCCUCUACUCCCCGUUCUUCCCUCCCUUCCUCGCCCUCUACGCCCUCCUCUCCUCCUCCGACUCCGACGACGAUUCCGACAUCGCCUUCUACUGCUACGACCCCCUCGCCGCCGCCUGGUCCCAGCUCCCGCCCCCUCCGCCGCACCCCCGACUCCUCCUCCACCACCCUUCCUUCAUCGCCCGCAGCCUCCCCGUCCAGUCCGUCGCCGCCGCCGGCCAUCUCGUCCUGCUUGCCGCCUCCACCCCCUCCCUCCUCCCUGCCCUCCCCCGCCCUCUCGUCUUCCACCCCCCUUCCGCCCGCUGGCGCCUCGGCCCCUUCCCCUGCCCCCGCCGCUGGUGUGCCGCCGGCGCCGCCGCCGGGGUCGUCUACCUCGCCAGCGGUGUCGGCCCCGAGUACAAGGCCGACGUCGCCCGUUCCGCCGCCCGCUGGGACCCCCGCCUCGGCCCCUCCGCCUCGGCCUUCUGGGAACCGGUGGCGCCGCUCCGCCACGGCGGCCGCUUCAGCCGGGAGGCCGUUGAGGCGGUGGCCGCUCGGGGAAAGCUGUGCAUGGUCAACAUGCGAUGCCGCGGUGCCAAGGAGGGCACCGUCUACGACGUCCGCUCCGACCGCUGGGAGGACAUGCCGCCCGCCCUCCUCGCCGGCUGGACCGGCCCGGCGGCGUCAACGGACGACAACGGCAGCUCCAUCUACGUGGUGGACGAGGGGAGCGGCGCCCUGAGGGAGUACGACUGGGAUGGGGAGCGGUGGCGGGUGGUGGUGCCGGAGUCGGGGAGGCUGAAGGGGGCGGUGCAGAUGGCGGCCGGAGGGGGGAGGGUGUGCUUGGUCAACGGCGGGGGCGCCGGCGUGGUGGUGGUGGACGUGGCGGCGAGUUCCGGGCGGAUGUGGGUGGUGGAGCCGCCCCGGGGGAAGCGGGUCGUCGCCCUCCACGUCCUGCCCCGGAUGACCCGGGCCGAAUCCUGAUCGUUCCCCUCCAGAUCUACGGCACGUGAGCCAGCUUGCGGACGGAGCAAAAGACAAAUAAGCUCUUUUAUGACUUGACUCCCGGGAGUCUUACUCCUUUUUAUUUCCUCACGCGUGUACACGCGUUUUAUUUCCUUGUUUUUCCCUCGGAAGGAGCAACAAGGAAGGUCUUAUAUGUGAUUGUAUGUUUGGAAAUUUCCUAUUGGAUUUGGCUUUAAUAAGCAUCACAAGAUCCUUAUCAG